GUGACCCGCGGGAGGCCCUGCUUGGUUUGCUCGGGGGUGCCGGGGCUGGCGCGCUGCGCGCGCGGGUCAGGCCCUGGGAGGCCUUCGCACGAUGGCCCCAGUGGCGCCGCGCCAGGGCGCGGCCCCGGGACACUGUCGCCGCCGUCGACUACGUCAACGGGAUGCGGGACGCGCCGGCGAGUGCGUUCCCAGCGUCGUCCCGGGGGUCGCUGGCUUGGUUUGAGGGGCGCUCAGGCAUCCUGGCGGAGGAGCGGAUCUCUAGCUCUGACCAGCUGCGCCUGUAUCUGGAAAAGGCCGCAGCCGACGUCGGGGAGAAGCUGAAGGCAAUUCGGCGGGCAACGCGAGUCCCGGCGGCAGUGGUCGCGGCGUUGCAGGAGGCCGUCGCGCGCGACUUGGGGGAGCCGGUGGCGUUGCGCAUCGGGCGGUGGAUGCGCCCGCUGAAGGCAUGGGGCGUGCUCCGCGCGAAUGACAUCCAGAGGCUGCGCCCUGGCCAGGUGGCGCUGGGGGAGGCCGGGCUCGCUGGGAAGUUGCUCUGGGCGAAGGUCUUUGGCCCUGGGGGGCGGGUGCGCGAGCUCCUUCUCUACAUCCCAGCCGGCGCCUGCUUGUUGGGCCCCGGGUGGCUCCAGGUGGGCUUCGACCUUUGGCGGGGCACCGUGGAGCGAGCUAGAGGCGGAUUUCUUCCUGCCCCGUCCGUCCUCUGGCGGAUAGGGGCGGGUUUUUUGAAGAGAAUGGCCGCCGCCGGAGGCCCGUCCGGCAUCUUCGCGCAGGCGAUGGUGCUGUUGCUCUUCUGGGGGGCGCUCGUGCUUCCGCAGGCGCCUGCGUUGUCCCUCGCGGGGCAUUCUGAGCGGCCCGCCCUGCCGGGCCUGCUGGCGGCCCUCGGCGCCCCGCGGGCCGAGCGGGAAGACGCCUUCGCGGUCUUCGACGAGGGCGAGGCGUUCGAGGCGCUGGGCGACCGGGCAGCGACGAACGGCUUGGACCGCGAGGCGAAGGGCGUGAUCGCCAGGGCCGCGAAGGACAGCGCGAAGACGAUCUUCCAGGAGCUCGGGGUGAAGAGCGCAGCUGAGCACCAGCGGGGGGGGCCGAAAGAGGUGUCCGAGAUAGUGGCGGCGAGGGUCGGCCUCGAGAAAAACGCUGGGGAGGACGAAGACGAAAAGGAGGAAUCGACGGCGAUCUACGUGAUUCUGGAGGACCGGGCGCGGGAGACCGCGCGGAUCCAUUUGAAUCACGGGUGUUUCCGAGCCAGGGGCUUAGCGUUCAAAUCGCGCGAGCUGGC
Prorocentrum cordatum is the source of this 1273-nucleotide messenger RNA. The record is from the annotation of a GenBank genome assembly. NCBI's taxonomy places the organism in Eukaryota, Dinophyceae, Prorocentrales, Prorocentraceae.